Gallus gallus (chicken) is the source of this 1761-nucleotide messenger RNA. It is a transcript of the gene DNAJC18, whose product is annotated as DnaJ heat shock protein family (Hsp40) member C18. Gene Ontology annotation, cellular component: endoplasmic reticulum membrane. Gene Ontology annotation, molecular function: Hsp70 protein binding. The record is from RefSeq and is marked provisional. Gene Ontology annotation, biological process: cellular response to misfolded protein. Lineage: Eukaryota; Metazoa; Chordata; Aves; Galliformes; Phasianidae. The transcript is spliced from 7 exons. The coding region runs from base 92 to 982 and encodes 296 amino acids.
GGGCACCGCCUCCGCGCACAAGAUGGCGGCGCGGGCGGGCCGGGGCGGCGGGCAGUGAGCGGUGAGGGGGUCGGGCUGCCCCGGGCCCGCCAUGACCUACACGGCGGAGCAGCUGGACGGCGUGCGGCGGAUAAAGAGCUGCCGGAACUACUAUGAGAUCCUGGGCGUGGAGCGGGAUGCCACCGAGGAGGACCUGAAAAAGGCCUACCGCCGCCUGGCCCUCAAGUUCCACCCCGACAAGAACCGCGCGCCCGGCGCCACGGAGGCCUUCAAAGCAAUAGGCAAUGCUUUUGCAGUUCUGAGCAACCCCGAAAAACGAUUGCGAUACGAUGAAUAUGGAAGUGACCACGAGCAUGUCAGCACCGGCCAAGCCAGGCACUAUAAUUACUACACAGAAUUCGAAGCAGACAUUACACCAGAAGAAAUAUUCAACGUGUUUUUUGGUGGGCACUUUCCAACAGGAAAUAUCCACAUGUUCUCAAAUGUAGCCAGAGAUGCACACUAUUAUCCACGGAGGCACCGAAAUGAAAGAGCAUGGACACAGGAGCAAGAGGAAGAAGAAAACAGGCCACAGAACUCAUAUUCUGCAUUUAUUCAGUUGAUGCCCAUUUUCAUCAUCAUAAUUGUGUCGGUUAUAACUCAGCUGAUGGCCACUAACCCACCCUACAGCCUGUUCUACAAAUCGUCCAUAGGCCACGUUAUUAGCAGAGAAACAGAGAACUUGCAGGUGCCUUACUAUGUUGAUAAAAACUUUGAGAAGAAUUAUCAAGGAGCAGAACUUCAAGAGCUAGAGAGAACAGUUGAAAAAGAUUACAUAGACUAUAUUCAGACCAGCUGCUGGAAAGAGAAGCAGCAAAAGUCUGACUUGUCAAAUUUGGCCAAGCUGUACCGAGAUGAGCGGUUAAAGCAGAAGGCGGAGUCACUGAAACUCGAGCACUGUGAGAAGCUCUCCAGUCUGAUCGGAAUGCACAAAGGGGGCUGAGCGGGGCCUCCGUCCCUUUUAUUUAUUGCUGUUUUAAAUUAUGGUUUUAUUUUCCUUUGUAUAAAAGGGGAAGGAGUCUAUUGCAGAGUCUGAAUACUCGAUUCCUUCGUGCUGUGCAGAGAUGGGCCGACACGGGCUGCAGAGCUGUGUUUGCUUUAAUAUACUGUACACUCUAUUUGGUUCCGAGGACCAGUGGCACUUUGUAAAUUAAUUCUCUGGGAAAUGCUAUGAGUUUGGAACGUGUCUCCGUUUGUAGUCUGUCUGCCAUCCAAACCGUGUACUUCCAGGGGAGCACACAAGUCUCCUAUGCUAUCUGUAUUUCCUGUCACGGCGUCGUCCCGCUGACACCACCUGGCUGUCCUUCCCUCUGCACUGCUCUGAGGAGACGGAGGUGAAAGGUAAUGCUCAGUAGGUGCAUCAGCAGGGAUCUGAGCGUGCUGCCGUUGCUGUGAGGGACCUGACCGUGUCCUGGUGUGGAUGAGAGCUCUGAGCCUACAGGCAGCAAUGCUGAACAAGCAGGUGGGAGUGCAGCGUGGGCCGGGCCCAGCAACGGCCGAGCUGUGGGGAAAGGACAGCCCUGUUUGUUCCAUCCUGUGUUCCCAGUGGCGUAGUUCUGAGCUGGCUGUGUAAUUCUCAUUCUUCCUGGCAAACUCUUCUCCAGCUGUGGCAGGGGCCCUGCGUUUUCCGGUACGGUUUUAAUGUAGCAUCUUUCUACUCUGUUGAACAGUUAUGAAUGUUUCACUGUAGAGACUAGCACUGCAAAGAAAGAGAUCCGUGUA